Messenger RNA from Plasmodium fragile, 582 nucleotides. Its product is annotated as DNA primase small subunit. Lineage: Eukaryota; Apicomplexa; Aconoidasida; Haemosporida; Plasmodiidae. The transcript is spliced from 7 exons. Gene Ontology annotation, biological process: DNA replication, synthesis of primer. Gene Ontology annotation, cellular component: alpha DNA polymerase:primase complex. The record is from RefSeq and is a predicted model, not a curated record. The coding region runs from base 1 to 582 and encodes 193 amino acids.
AUGGAAAUUGUCGACGAAAUUAAGGAUUCUACCGUUAACGAAACGGAUUUGAUUUUUUACUACAGAAACCUCUGCCCAAUAAGUGACCUAUGCAACUGGCUGAACUACAAAAAUGACCAUAAGUCCAAGUACACCAGGCUGAACGACCCCAAUUUUUUUGCCAAGAGGGAAUUCUCCUUCACUUGUAAGAAGAAUGAUCAAGGGAAAGAAGAAAUCUAUAUGAGAUGGCUGUCCUUUAACAACGCGGAGGAAUUCAAGGAAAAACUGCUGUCCAACUUUGUGCCAAUCAAAUUUGAUAUCGGUGCAGUGUACAACUACCCAGUUUAUCAGAAGGAUCAAAAGGGCGACAUAUUUCACCCCGUUCAAAAGGAACUUAUAUUUGAUAUUGAUAUGAACGACUAUGACGACAUCAGAACUUGCUGUAACGAUAAGAAGGUGUGCAAAUUAUGCUGGAAAUUCUUAACUAUAGCAAUAGAAGAAGAGGAAUACAUUGUUGGGUAUAAUCCUUCUUCCCUUUCAAUUUGCCUAAAUCAACUUUGGCCUAGUCAUCACCAGCUAUACGCCUACAACAUUCCAUUUUAG